UAAAUUUUUAAAUUCGUACAAAGUCGAAAUUUUUUGUAAAUAAUUUUUUUUUUCAAAAAUGGGAGUAAAGGGUAAAGAGAAAAAAAAUUUUGAUAAAUUGACUAAAACCCUUCGACCACAACCUAAAUCACGUUUCCUUCCUGGACAGGUUCCAGAUUAUGUAGAAAAAGAUGAUUUAAAAUUAUACACGGAACAUCGUGUAAAUGUUACGUACGCUAAUCCAAAAAUUGACAAUAAACCACCAAAAUUUCCACUCGAUAUUUAUUACAACGAAAAGAAAUUAUUGGAAAUUGCAAAACGAUUUAAAAAUUUAGACAAUGAAAAUAUGAAUCUCAUGGAAAAAUUAAAUAUAAUUCACCGUUCUAAGCCAAAAGUAGAAUGUUGGAAUAACACGAUUGCAACAUACAAAGAUAAAAUUAAAGAAAGAAUUGAAAUUAAUAAAGAUAUUUUCUAUUAUAAUAAAAAAUUGUUGUACAAAAUUGAAAAUAUAACUUCUGAUUAUUCUAGAAAAAAUCACAUGAUUGAUUGGAAGAAGAAUAAAGCUAUUAUAGAAAAAAUGCAAAACUUCUUUUGUUUCAGAUACCCUUCGCCAUUGACUAAUUUUAGAUGAAUCGCAAACAUUUCAAUAAUCAAAGGACCAAUAAAGAAUGAAGAUCCAACUAUUCAAACCAAAUAUUCCUUUGAAAUACAACUUGUAAUACAGAUAAAGCGAAAUGUUGCCAAAAUGAACAAUUCCCAAUUAAAUCGAGUGAAAUAAUAAUUUUAUUUUA
Messenger RNA from Leptopilina boulardi, 770 nucleotides. RefSeq lists its product as uncharacterized. The transcript is spliced from 4 exons. The record is from RefSeq and is a predicted model, not a curated record. Bases 59 to 610 code for a protein of 183 amino acids. NCBI's taxonomy places the organism in Eukaryota, Metazoa, Arthropoda, Insecta, Hymenoptera, Figitidae.